Messenger RNA from Ceratitis capitata (Mediterranean fruit fly), 1350 nucleotides. Its product is annotated as lysosomal aspartic protease. The transcript has a single exon. Gene Ontology annotation, molecular function: aspartic-type endopeptidase activity. Gene Ontology annotation, cellular component: lysosome. Bases 91 to 1293 code for a protein of 400 amino acids. Lineage: Eukaryota; Metazoa; Arthropoda; Insecta; Diptera; Tephritidae. The record is from RefSeq and is a predicted model, not a curated record. Gene Ontology annotation, biological process: proteolysis; cell death.
AUUGCAAUUUUGCACAAUUUGUUAUUCGAAGUUUCAGCAAUAAACAACGGAGAAUUUUAUCCUUCCGCUACUACCUAAGUUGCUGACAAAAUGCUAAAGCUCGCAGCAGCCAUUCUGUGUUUGGCACUGGUUGCCGACGCGGCACUCGUACGCAUACCAUUAAACAAGCCCAACAAACGACGCGCUAUUAAGAAUAUCAGCACACACCUGGCCGUGUUGCGUAGCAAAUAUAAUUCAAAUUUCAUUGCUACCAGCGAACAAUUGACCAACUAUCUGGACGAUCAAUACUAUGGACCGAUUACAAUUGGCACGCCACCACAAAACUUCCAAGUGCUCUUCGAUACCGGCUCCUCGAAUUUGUGGGUACCUGGGGCACCAUGCGCUGCCAAUGAUUUGGCUUGUCAAACGCACAACACCUACAACGCAGAGGACUCCAGCACUUAUCAGUCGAACGGUGAAAGCUUCGCUAUACAAUAUGGCACCGGCAGUUUGACGGGUUACUUAGCCUCAGACACUGUGACGGUGAACGGUUUGGCCAUUACGGAUCAGACUUUUGGUGUAGCGACGUCAGAGCCUGGCAACACUUUCGUUGACUCCGAAUUCGAUGGUAUACUCGGUAUGGGUUUCCAACAGAUCGCUGUGGAUAAUGUAGUGCCACCAUUCUACAAUAUGUACACACAAGGUUUGAUUGAUUCCGCCGUCUUCGCUUUCUACUUGACGCGUAAUAGCACAUCCACUCAGGGGAGUGAACUAACACUCGGUGGCAUUGAUUCUACACAUUAUGUGGGCGAACUCACUUACGUGCCGGUCAUUAACGAAGGUUAUUGGCAAUUCCAAGUAGAUGCGGUUAGUAUUGAUGGCACUGAACUGAGUGGUGAAUGUACAGCCAUUGCGGAUUCAGGCACCAGUUUGUUGGCUGUGCCCACAGAUCUUUAUGUCAGCGUACAGGCUGCUAUUGGUGCUGAACAAAGUGGUGAGGGGCAAUAUUUUGUCGACUGCUCACAAGUGAGCGAAUUGCCCGUUAUUUCGUUCACCAUUGGUGGCACCCCAUUCGAGCUGAGUGGCGCUGAUUAUAUAGUUGAAGGGCUUAAUGAAGCUAAUGAGGUGGUGUGCAUGUCUGCUUUCGAAGAUGCCGGUACUAAUUUUUGGAUUUUGGGCGAUGUUUUCAUGGGUAAAUACUACACGGUCUUUGAUAUGGGCAACAAUCAAGUCGGCUUUGCGCCAGCAUCGAAUGGGGAAUCGAUUGGCAGUUCCGCUUGUGAUUGCUCAUGUGCAUCAAGCAACUUGGUAUGAGUCUUAGGUGUGGUAGGUAUCAAGAAUGAUAUUAAAAAAUAUGGAUAAAAAUAUAUA